Capsella rubella is the source of this 1066-nucleotide messenger RNA. RefSeq lists its product as uncharacterized. Gene Ontology annotation, molecular function: methyltransferase activity. Gene Ontology annotation, biological process: pectin metabolic process. Lineage: Eukaryota; Viridiplantae; Streptophyta; Magnoliopsida; Brassicales; Brassicaceae. The coding region runs from base 123 to 902 and encodes 259 amino acids. The record is from RefSeq and is a predicted model, not a curated record. The transcript has 7 exons.
AAAAUUUUAGUAGAGCUACACAGAAAGAAGCAUUUUUUCGGAUCUGAGAUCUUUAGAUCCGAACAUCAUUUGUUUGAAAUCUUUGAUUCAAGGUGUAAAAAAAGGUUUAAGGAAUCUUAGCCAUGUCGAGACGGCAAGUAACGAGGCGUGUAGGGGAUAGUGGAAGCUUUCCAUUUGUCGGAGCUUUGCACUCAAAAUCCCGUUCGUCUCCUCUGUUAUCUGUUUGCCUUGUUCUCGUGGGAGCGUGUCUUCUCAUUGGUUAUGCUUACAGUGGUCCAGGUAUGUUCAAAAGUAUUAGAGAAGUCAGCAAGAUUUCAGGUGACUAUUCUUGCACAUCAGAAGUUCAAAGAGCUAUUCCUGUUCUUAAAAGUGCCUACGGAGAUAGCAUGCGCAAAGUACUGCAUGUGGGUCCUGAAACAUGCUCAGUGGUGUCGAGUCUGUUGAACCAAGAAGAGACUGAAGCAUGGGGUGUUGAGCCGUAUGAUGUAGAGGAUGCAGACUCUAACUGCAAAAGUCUUUUACACAAAGGCCUUGUACGUGUGGCCGACAUUAAAUUCUCUCUGCCAUACCGGUCCAAGUCGUUUUCUCUUGUGAUCGUCUCAGAUGCUUUGGACUACCUCUCACCUAGGUACCUGAACAAAACUGUUCCUGAACUUGCGCGGGUUGCUUCAGAUGGUGUUGUUCUUUUUGCAGGUAACCCUGGUCAACAAAAGGCUAAAGGCGCGGAAAUGUCAAAAUUUGGACGACCGGCUAAAAUGCGUAGCUCGUCGUGGUGGAUCCGUUUCUUCUCACAGACGAAUUUAGAGGAAAACGAAGCAGCAAACAAGAAAUUUGAGCAAGCAGCUACCAAGAGUUCAUACAAACCAGCUUGUCAAGUUUUCCACCUCAAGCCAUUACAUUAGUACACUAUUAUUACUGGUUCUAAAACAUGAAACCAGAUAUAUCUCAUCUCUGUUAAAUGCAUUUUUCAAUAUAGAAAGAAACACAACUGUCACAAAUUGUAAACCAAACUCAACUAUUUGAUUCAAAAUUUAACUAUUUAAUAAAUUAGCCUGCAUUUAUAUGA